GGCCGAAACAUAAAACUUCUUCGCCACCGUCGUCAUCUUUGUGCCCAGCUUGUUUAUGCUCGUCAUUCGUUUGUUUCCACCUUGGGUGGGAUGCAAAACAAACAAACAAAACACACAUAAUAUCGUGCGUAGCGCUAGCCCCCUUUCUUAUCACCUUACUAAAGGACGGUGCACCAUCUUUCAAGUGCAACCUUAUCAGUUCUAGUAUCAUUCGGAAUUGCUAGGUCACGACUCUAAAUUUGUGCAAAAAUGUCGCAGAAUCUGGAUGUGGUCGUUUUUGGGUCGUGUAUUGUCGAUUUCAUUAGCUAUGUUCCGCGACUUCCGCGGGUGGGCGAAACGCUGCACGGGACGAAAUUCGUCACCGGGUUCGGAGGUAAGGGCGCCAAUCAGUGCGUGGCGGCGGCUCGGCUAGGGUCGCGUACGGCCAUCAUCGGGAAGCUGGGCAAUGACCCGUGGGGUAGCAAUUACCGAAAGGCGCUCGAGUCCGAGGGCGUAAACGUCGACCACGUGAAGAUCGUGAAGGGCGAAAGUACGGGAAUCGCCCAAAUUAAUGUGGCCGACAAUGGGGACAACCAGAUUGUGAUCGUAGUAGGCGCCAACAACAGCCUACUGCCGGCGGAUGUGGGUGCGAGUGCUGACCUGUUGACGCGGGCGAAGAUCCUGGUUUGUCAGCUGGAGACGCCUUUGGCGGGGACGUUGGAGGCGUUACGGACCUUCUCCGGAACUUCGAUCAUGAACGCGGCGCCCGCCGUGGAAAACGUCCCGCACGACCUGCUCCACCUCUGUUCGAUAUUCUGCGUCAACGAGACGGAAGCGGCGCUCAUCACCGGAGUGCCCGUAGAGACAGUCAUUCAAGCCAAAGGCGCCCUGCUGAAGCUACGCGACAUGGGUUGCAACACCGUUGUGAUAACGCUGGGCGACAAAGGCGCCAUCUUUGCGCCCAAAGACAACGCCAAAGUGGUGCACGUGAAGCCGUGCAAGGUGGACAAAGUCGUCGACACGACGGGUGCUGGUGAUGCCUUUAUAGGCGCUUUGGCGCACUUUAUGGCGCGGAAUCCGGAAGCUGAGCUAACGCAGUGCAUUGCGGCCGCAAACAAAGUGGCGUCGCUGUCGGUGCAGAAACCCGGAACUCAGACCAGCUUUCCGCGGCUUUCGGAGACGGGACUUGGCCAGGACUUGUCAUCGAACCCGUGCGAGUGGGAGUACAUUUGAAAGGCAUUUUGCUUACUGUUUUGCAUUUUAUUGAUAACUGAAUAAAUUGUUUCGAUACAUUAUAUUUUUA
Messenger RNA from Culex pipiens pallens (northern house mosquito), 1282 nucleotides. RefSeq names its product ribokinase-like. The record is from RefSeq and is a predicted model, not a curated record. Gene Ontology annotation, biological process: D-ribose metabolic process. The transcript has 4 exons. Bases 250 to 1212 code for a protein of 320 amino acids. NCBI's taxonomy places the organism in Eukaryota, Metazoa, Arthropoda, Insecta, Diptera, Culicidae. Gene Ontology annotation, molecular function: ribokinase activity.